UCAUUAUUCUUCUGAAGAUAUAACUCCACCCAACAACCUUUUAUCCCGUCCCGUCGUCAACGCAACGCAACGCAACGAGCAACGAGCGACAAGCAACAAGCAACAAAUUCCGAAUCCCGCAAACCGUUUUCUCUGAGUCUCUUCCCUCCUUUUACUUUUUCCUAAAACAAACCGACUACGAGGACGAGGACGAGGACGAAAAUCAUAAAACAUUACCUGUGCAACCACGUGUAAAAGAUUGCCAUUUCGAAAAAUAGAUCCCACGUUUUGAUCCUCUGUCUCUGCAGACAUUCUUGCGACACUACUUCUAAAAUAUCCCAAAUUAAAUUCUACGACAGAGAGCACCGCAUUGCCUGCUGCAUUUACUGAUCUGCCUACCCACCUGCAUAUCAUAUCAUCAUCCUGCAAGUUGCCGAAGCUCAACCAAUCCAUGCUCACGCAUUCUCCCAAGCUUACUGCACCGCAAUAUUUCCCACACACAGACAUUCAUCCAUGCAGGAUUAGCUCCUUACCAAGCAGUAGCUCCUAGCAAACAGUUUAGAUAUACAUCGUACACAACAUCUUCCACAACCUUUUCCCGACAUUCUUUUUCAACUAACUUCACAUUACAUACAUUAACGAUCCCGUCCUGCGUACUGCGUGGAAUUUUCGAUACAUUAUCUUCCUAGAUUAUCUUUGCCUUCCAUCAUAUCAGAUCAUCGGCGAAGUCAAAAGAUUGGGUGUGAGGAAACGAGGAGGUGAAAGCAAGCCACCAAAAUACAACUUAGUGUAGCCUCGGAACCCAGCUUGAGACAAGGUCUGGAUACACAACAUACUGUCCAUACACUCCUUUUGGGUAAUACGCCGUACGUGCAACCUUGGUUAAAGAUUGGAUGAACAGUACGUGAAGGAGAAAUAGAGGGGUGUCUUUUAAUUUUGAAUCCGAUUCCUUCGUCGUCCAUUCAUCGUGCCAGAAUCCCUAAACACUCUCGUCGUUUGUACUGAGAAUAGUCAUCUUUGCGAGAGUUUUGUCUUCUUGUCAGUUGUUUAUCUCAUCUAUCUCGACGUCGCGUUCCGCACGCCGCUAUUCAUUGCUACCUCUCUGAGGCUUUAUAUUCUUCGUUGCCGCACCAUACCACGUAUGCUAUCGCUUCAGUAACGCCACGGCUUCUCUCGUUCACCAAUCGACAUCAUGACGACCUCGAAGAUAUUGCCCUUGAGUUUAGGCUUUCUAGCAUUGGCAAGUGAAACUGUCAUGCUUACCUUUAACAUUAUCUUUUCAGUCACCAUUUCGAAACAUCAUACGCCAAACAAAGCAAGCGUAUUAUCUUACGUCGCGUCUGGUCUUGGAGCUGUCACAGAAGCAUUACUUGUGCUACUGGUCAUCAGACAGGUCAGGUACCAAAACCACAUUCAAGACCGUGGAAAUGGACGGCUACGAAUAUAUCUUUUUGCCGGACUCACCUCCAUAUUUACUAUAUUAUCGGCGAUAGCCACAGCACUGUCAUUGAGCUUUAUGAGACAGGAUUUGUCUUUGCUUCCAACGAAGAUUCUGUCCUCCCAAGCGCAAUCGAUGACGGUGGGCGGAUUCAUUAUAUGGGCGAUAUCGUUGGCUUCACAAGCCAUAUUUCUCAUUUGUUUAGUGGUCAUUCAAAGGAAAGACUUUCAUCAACAGAUUCAACCAUAUAUCACUGAAUCAGAACGACACACCUCAUCAGAAAUGCAGCAACGAUCACAACCUCAAAGCAUGCACGAUGGAUACGAUUAUGAGAGAAACAGCUCAAUAGAAAAGACUCAAUGGUCAAUUGGUAGCAGAUCCCGCUCGGGAUCAGAUCCAAAGCGAUCGAUAGGCUCGAUUCGGUCGUCAAUUUCUAAUGUUGUACGCCCAAUCACUUCGAAGAGUCGACUUAUCCAUUCCAACAGUCAACGCAGUAACAAUUUUCGAGCACCUUCUAUCGAUUCGGCUCAGCGCGAAACGAUUGUAUCGAUCGAGGACGACUUUGAUUCAUGGAAUACUUCAGGUGUAGAUGCGCAAUCUAGACAAGUUAUCGAAUCAGCUUCACCUAGCCCUCCAAGAUUUCUUGAAACAAUCCCUGCUAGUCCCACUGGCAGUAGAAGUCCAAGUCCAGGUUUCCCAUUAGAUCUUGAACCACCAAGGCCAGCAAGAAAUGGAAGUUACAGUCCAGCAGGGAGUAUCAGGAGUGGGAAGUCUGUUUAUCGAGCGAGGACAGGAGCGAUGAGUCCUGAGAAUACAAAUGAAGAAAACAUUCAUCCUUUAUUUAGAUCGGACUCUCCGAGUCCAGCACCAGCCGCAACAGCCGAAACAAUGAUAACAGCUGCUCCAGGAACUGGAUCAAUUACCUUAUCAGAUGUUCACAGCAUUCGUUCAAUAAAUCGAUUGAGAAGUGAAAGUCUGCCUCCACUCAUGCAUAACGCCAGUCUGGAUAGCAUCCGACGAGCAAUAGAAGAGGAGGACAUGGAAAUAUCUCUAGAAAUCGAAGGCGAACGUAGCCUAACACCACCCAUACCGGAAUGGAUAUUAGGAGCUGGACCACGAUCCAGCAUGUCCGAGUACAAUCGCAAAAAAGGCACAUCUCUGAACAAGAUAUGACGACCGAAUACGAUGAGAACAUUGGGCUAUUAGAAAAUGGGAGUUGGGGAUAAUCAAAAAUAAUGUUUGAUAUAAAAAAAAGCUUCCAUGGAGGGGAGGAGAUGGAAUGGGAUGGAAAGGUGGCCGCGCAUACACUGACGAAUUUCUUUAAACUCUUAUAAUGCGGGCUUGGGAAUGUUCAUGAUGAAAGAGAUACCAUUUUUGAUUUUUUGUUUGGGUGUGGCAUUUUGGGCUUGGCUUGGCCAGGAUUGGAUUGAAUUGACUUGAUUUGAGCUAAGAAUUCUUAAAUAUAUCUUAAAUCUUAACGAAUUAAAUGA
Sclerotinia trifoliorum is the source of this 2907-nucleotide messenger RNA. The record is from the annotation of a GenBank genome assembly. Lineage: Eukaryota; Fungi; Ascomycota; Leotiomycetes; Helotiales; Sclerotiniaceae.